CAAGCCGCCUCCAUCACCAACGCUCCGUAUCUGAUACUUACCGUCGUUGCCGCAUUUUAUUCUCCUCCACAGAACUGCAACCAUGGCCAACUUUCUUGCUUCCAUUUUCGGUACCGAGCUUGACAAGGUCAACUGCUCUUUCUACUUUAAAAUCGGCGCUUGUCGUCACGGCGAUCGCUGCUCGCGAAAGCACGUCAAGCCUUCCUACAGUCAGACCAUCCUCAUGCCAAACCUGUACCAGAACCCGGCAUACGACCCCAAGAACCGAAUGAACCCUUCUCAGCUCCAGAACCACUUCGACGCUUUCUACGAGGAUAUUUGGUGUGAACUUUGCAAGUACGGCGAGCUCGAGGAGCUCGUUGUCUGUGAUAACAACAAUGAUCAUUUAAUCGGCAACGUUUACGCUCGCUUUAAAUACGAAGAAUCAGCCCAAAAGGCUUGCGACGAGCUCAACAGCCGGUGGUACGCUGCUCGCCCUAUAUACUGUGAACUGAGUCCUGUCACCGAUUUCCGCGAGGCCUGUUGUCGACUGAACUCAGGUGAAGGCUGUGUUCGAGGAGGAUUCUGCAACUUCAUCCAUCGCAAGAACCCAAGCGAAGAGCUCGAUCGCGACCUUACCCUCAGCACAAAGAAGUGGCUCAAGCAGCGCGGCCGCGACGAGAGAAGUGCCUCGCGUUCACCUACACCCGAGCCUACGAGACGCCGCUACUAGCCUUUGGGUGAUACUGUGUAGUUGGAACUACGAAGAGAAAUGCAAUACGGAUAGCACGGUCACGGCGUUCAAGGACUGGAUUUUUUGUUCUAAUAGUUAUAUGUAAGGAUUCAUGGGCGAUUCAACCAUUACGGAUACCCUUUCCUUCAUCAAAUAUGUCUCAAAAAUGAAUAUUGCAGAAGUCAUCUGGCGAGGGCCGGUGUUGAAAUCCUUCUGACUCGUUGUAACCCGA
Messenger RNA from Fusarium graminearum PH-1, 944 nucleotides. RefSeq names its product splicing factor U2AF 23 kDa subunit. Gene Ontology annotation, biological process: mRNA splicing, via spliceosome. NCBI's taxonomy places the organism in Eukaryota, Fungi, Ascomycota, Sordariomycetes, Hypocreales, Nectriaceae. Gene Ontology annotation, cellular component: U2AF complex; spliceosomal complex. Gene Ontology annotation, molecular function: pre-mRNA 3'-splice site binding; metal ion binding. The record is from RefSeq and is a predicted model, not a curated record. The coding region runs from base 83 to 712 and encodes 209 amino acids. The transcript has 3 exons.